This is a messenger RNA of Solea solea (common sole), 772 nucleotides long. Its product is annotated as probable rhodanese domain-containing dual specificity protein phosphatase. The record is from RefSeq and is a predicted model, not a curated record. Gene Ontology annotation, molecular function: protein tyrosine/serine/threonine phosphatase activity. NCBI's taxonomy places the organism in Eukaryota, Metazoa, Chordata, Actinopteri, Pleuronectiformes, Soleidae. Gene Ontology annotation, cellular component: cytoplasm. The coding region runs from base 48 to 629 and encodes 193 amino acids. The transcript has a single exon. Gene Ontology annotation, biological process: protein dephosphorylation.
ACUCCCCAGACCUCCAGCGCUGUUUCUUUCAGCUCAGUGGUCUGGGAAUGGACCCUGUCAUCAUACUGGGGGGAUUCUCGUCUUUCUAUACCCUCUACCCUUUCCUGUGCACACCACGAAUGGUCCUGCUCGAACAUGAGAGGCACACUCUCACCAUCUACCCCUCCGAGAUCCUGGAAGAGGCUCUCUACCAGGGCUCUGCCACGCAGGCCUCCGACUACCGCAUCAUCAAGAAUUUACAAAUCACACAUGUGGUCAAUGCCACUGCCAACUGCACUGACGCUUUCCCCAACAUGUUGUGCUACCUGCGGCUGCGUCUGAGUGAUGAUGCCCAGCAGGACCUGGUACAGGCACUGCCACUGGCAUCCAGGUUCAUCAGCACGGCCCUGAAGGCUGAGCCAGCUGGCCGUGUUCUGGUCCACUGCAGUAUGGGCAGAAGUCGCAGCUCGGCACUAACACUGGCCUUCCUCAUGCAGCACCACCGCUGGACUCUUCUUCAUGCCGUGCGCUGGUUGAAGGAGAGGAGGGCAUGCACGGCACCCAACGUGAACUUCCUGCGUCAGCUGUUGACCUAUGAGGAGCAGCUGUUUGGAAGCAGACUCACGACCCUUGACGACAUUCGCAGAUGAAUGGAGAUGAAUUUGAAUGGAUUUGAACAUGCACACUGAGAGAAAGUCUGUCAUUUUUUUACAAUUUACAUUCUAAAGAAGUGUAACAUAAGCUGAGACUGAGUAAAUAGAGGUGGAGUCUGUCCUAGAAGACUCUGACACCA